AUGAAUUCUCCAUACGUAAUAUUAAGAAGGAAUGAUAAUUCUGCAAGUUCCACUCCAACCACAACCGAAAUUACAACCACAACUUCAACCACCUCCUAUAAUCCAUCAUCAUCUGCAUCCUCUUCAGGUAAUCCCAAUUCCAAUAAUCCUAAUUAUAAUAGCUUUGUAGGUAAUACUCCUUCAACUGUGUUAUUCUUCUUGGCUUUAGCAGUUGGGGUAUUCAUUGCGUUAUUAUUUGUAUUUUUCACUAUUAGAUAUUUCAUAAGAUCAAAGUAUGGUUUACAUGUUUAUCCUUUAACUAGAAGACAAUUAUUAAUGGGAUCAUUCUUACCUCCUCCACCUCCCAAUAAUCCAGGGGCUAUGACAGCUACGAUUGAACCAAGAUCAGGAUCAAGAUCACCUACUACAGGUGAUGCCACAGAUACUACACCAUCAGAUCCUUUAACUGCUGCUGAUAAUUUAAUUCGAGAACAAUUGGAAUUAAUCCGUCAAAAUUAUGGAUUUGAUCAUUAUGUAGUGGAAGAAAUUGGUAGAAAUAGAAGAAGAAUGAUAGCUAGUAGUAGAGGUGGAAUGAGAAUGGCAGGAGGUCGUAAUGCAUUUGGUCCAUCAUUCAUUGGAAGAAGAACAGGUCGUAGAGGUCGGUAUUCAAGAAUGAAAAAAUUAACUGAAGAACAAUGUGAAAUUUUAUUUCCCAAGAAAUCUUAUCAUGAAUGGUUAAAUGGUGGUAAAGAAGAUGAUGCAGAAAAUAGAGCCGGUAAUUUGAAAGAACAACUAAAACUAGAAGAAGAUGAUGAAGAAGAGACUAGAGCUGCGCAAACUGUCGUUACUGAUGAAUCUGAUGAUAGUAAUUCUUUACAUACUGCAAAUACUGCUACUCCACCACCCGCCCCUCCACAACCACUUCACGAAAGUGCGCCUAAUAAUAGUGAAUCAAUUGAAAUGAAAGAGAUUUCAGUGAAUCAUAACGAAAAUGAAAUCACCCCUCAACAAGAAGACAAUACCGGUACACCCACAGAAGAAGGUAGUUCAUCUAAGAUUACUGGAGUUGAUGAUGUACAUUAUGAUUCCGGAUCUUGUGCUAUUUGUCUUGAAGUGUUAGAAGAUGAAGAUGUGGUACGUGGAUUAAUCUGUGGUCAUGUAUAUCAUGCUGAAUGUGUUGAUCCAUGGUUAAUCAAACGUAGAGCUUGUUGUCCUAUGUGUAAACGUGAUUAUUUAUUCAAACGUGAUAGUCAAGCCAUUAUAAAUGCUCAAAAUGGUACCACUACUGAAGGUACUAACGAAGAAGAUAUCGAUGAAGAAGAUGAAGAGAGUGGAGUGGAUGAAGUUGUUAGUAUUGAUUUAGAAGAAUUCAGAAAUGAUCCUGAAUUAAGAGCAAUCUUACAUGAAUUAAUUCCUAUCGCAGAAAGAGUUUCAAUCAUCUUAAGUGAAGAACUGUUAUCUCAUCUUAAUUUAUCAGAAAGAGCUACUGAAAUUGCCAAAAUCAAAUAUGGUAAUAUUUUUAAAAUGUUGAUUUGGAGAUUAAUGGGAAUCUCCAAAAAGGAUUUAUAUAAUUGGGCUGUGGUUGAUUUAUAUCGUCAAUAUAGAAGAGAACAAAAUGCAGCAACACUUGCAGAAGCUGAAGCUGCUGAGGGAGCCACUGCUACUGAAGGUGAAACUCAAGAUGGAGAUGUUGAAGCCAAUGCCGAAGGUGAAACCAACGAGCCAGCUGAACAAACUGAUGCUAAUGAUACACCCGUGUUAACACCACCUGAAGCUGAUAUCACCGAUUUACGUAUCACAAAUUCAGUAUCUCCUACAAACGUUGGAGAACCACAAAUCAGUCCAGAGACCACAAGAGACGUUGUUGAACAAAGGGUAUAG
This is a messenger RNA of Scheffersomyces coipomensis, 1860 nucleotides long. RefSeq lists its product as uncharacterized. The coding region runs from base 1 to 1860 and encodes 619 amino acids. The transcript has a single exon. The record is from RefSeq and is a predicted model, not a curated record. Lineage: Eukaryota; Fungi; Ascomycota; Pichiomycetes; Serinales; Debaryomycetaceae. Gene Ontology annotation, biological process: ubiquitin-dependent protein catabolic process. Gene Ontology annotation, molecular function: ubiquitin protein ligase activity.